This is a messenger RNA of Theobroma cacao (cacao), 1818 nucleotides long. Its product is annotated as putative BPI/LBP family protein At1g04970. The record is from RefSeq and is a predicted model, not a curated record. Gene Ontology annotation, molecular function: lipid binding. Lineage: Eukaryota; Viridiplantae; Streptophyta; Magnoliopsida; Malvales; Malvaceae.
UUAAACCAAGUUACCGACCAACUUCUCAUACUUCAACGCUCAUUACUCAACCUGUUGCUUUCAUGGUUUCAUCACCAAAAGGUUUUGUCUUGGAAGUAAUCAUCCUCUAUGAAUUUUUCAUGCUUAAUACCAUAAUCUUAACCUAUUUUUCCCCACAUGAAUAUCUCUUCAAACCCCAUGGCACAUGCUAUUGCUAUACUCUUCAUAGUUUUUUCAUUUCUAUUCAUUCCUGCAACUACCCUUUUUGAAUCCGAGCAAGAAGGAUACAUAUCUGCAGUUAUAUCCAAUAAGGGUCUUGAUUUUGCUAAGGAUUUGCUGAUUGAGAAAGCUGUUUCUUCCAUGAUUCCACUUCAGCUGUCGGAUAUCGAGAAGUCUGUGAAAAUCCCAGUUAUUGGCAAAGUUCAGCUUGGUCUAUCGGAUAUCAUAAUUUGCAGUGUCGAUAUUGCUUCUUCAUCAGUUGAAACUGGGGAGUCUGGUAUUGUUUUAGUUGCUUCUGGUGCUACUGCUAAUUUGAGUAUGGACUGGGGGUACUCCUACAAAACUUGGGUAAUUACUAUUUCUGAUAAAGGAACUGCAAUAGUUCAGGUUCAAGGCAUGGUAGUGGUGCUUAAUGUAGCUUUAAUAAACCAAGAAGGAACUCUCAAGCUAUUAUUAUUGGACUGUGGAUGUCAUGUGGAAGAUAUCUACAUAAAGGUGGAUGGUGGAGUGUCUUGGCUUUAUCAAGGGAUCAUUGAUGCGUUCCAAGGGAAAAUAGUGUCUGCAGUUGAAGAUGCUAUUGUCAAGAAGAUCAGAGAAGGGAUAAUCAAGCUUGACUCAUUACUGCAAUCACUUCCAAAGCAAAUGCAAGUCAAUGGUGUUGUUGCAUUAAAUGUUACUUUCAUGGAUGACCCGGUGCUCAGCAAUUCUUCUGUCAAACUUGAAAUUAAUGGUCUAUUCACUGGAGCAGAUGGAGUUUCAGUUUCGAACAACUGCUACUACUACCAUAAAGGAUCACAAACUUUCCUUUCCUCCAAGGGUUCAGCAAAGAUGGUUGAAAUUUCAUUGCAUGAAAAUGUUUUUGACUCUGCCGCAUCAGUAUACUUCAAGGCAAAUUACAUGCACUGGAUUGUUGACAAAAUACCUGAUCAGUCCCUCAUGAACACUGCUGGCUGGAGAUUCAUUAUACCUCGACUGUAUGAGCAAUAUCCAGAUGAUGAUAUGAAUCUUAGUAUGGCUGUAACUUCUCCACCAAUCAUACGAAUCACAGAUCAUGACAUUGGCACCACUAUUUAUGCAGAUUUGGUUAUCGAGGUUUUAAGUUCUGGUGAAGUUGUGCCAGUCGCUUGCAUCUCAUUGGUGAUAAGUGCAUCAUGUUCUGCAGAAAUACAUGGGAACAAUCUUGCUGGUAGCAUUAGGUUGGUCAACUUCACAUCAUCUUUGAAAUGGAGUAACAUCGGUAAUCUUCACAUGCAUCUUGUUCAGGCUGUGAUGUCAACGAUCCUCAGAACCUUCUUCGUGCCAUACCUGAACUUACAUCUUGGCAAAGGGUUCCCUCUACCACUACCCCAUGGUUUCACCCUUCAGAAUGCUGAGAUCAUCCUCCAGGAUUCCAGGGUUACAGUUUGCAGCGAUGUCAGGUUCACAGACAGAUAUGAUCUCAACAACCAGCUGCCAGUUUCUUGGUAACAUGCACAGCUUGAUGUGCAUACUAAAAAUCAACUGUGUUCAUUGUUCAUGUAAAUGGAAGUAUGUGCAAAAUGAAAGCUGAAAACAGAAUAUAUUCAUAUUAUCUCAUUGUUAUGUAUUACAUUUUGUACUAAUAAAGGUUUAUAUUCGAUA